Messenger RNA from Neopsephotus bourkii (Bourke's parrot), 1939 nucleotides. Its product is annotated as E3 ubiquitin-protein ligase makorin-1-like. Gene Ontology annotation, molecular function: metal ion binding; ubiquitin protein ligase activity. The record is from RefSeq and is a predicted model, not a curated record. The transcript has 8 exons. Lineage: Eukaryota; Metazoa; Chordata; Aves; Psittaciformes; Psittacidae. Bases 402 to 1664 code for a protein of 420 amino acids. Gene Ontology annotation, biological process: protein polyubiquitination.
CUGUGAUUGCUCAUUGACUGAUGCCCAUCCCUGAGCAGCAGCCCCCAGCCAGCUUCCCCCCCAGUUUAUAUCCUGAGCAUAGCACUGUAUGGUCUUGGAAUAUCCCUUUGGGAAGUGGGGGUCGCUGUCCCCACUGCGUCCCCUCCAAGCUCCUUGUGCCCCCCUCAUCCUCGCUGCUGCAGCAGUCUGGGUAGCUGAGAAGUCCUUGGCUCAGUGUAAACACAGCUCAGCUACAGCUACAACAUCCGUGUGUUAUCAGCGCUGUUCUCACCCCAAAUCCAAAACACGCUGCACCAGCGCCUGGGAGGAAAAUUAACUCUGUCCCAGCCAACAGCAGGCCACGGGCCAAGGCCAGGAGUAGUCCCAGGAGGUCUCCCGGCCGUUCGUGCUGCCAGGAGGAGAUGGAGCCGGGCUCGCUGGUGGCCCGCGGGGGCUGCCUGAGACCCCUGUGCAGGAACUUCUCCCGUGGGUUCUGCCGCUGGGGCCAGAGCUGCCGCUUCGCGCACGACAGAAAAUCAGCGCAGACCUGCAGGUACUUCCAGAGCGGGUUCUGCGGCUACGGCGAGCGGUGCAGCUACGAGCACAUCCGAGAGGAGCCAGUGCCGGUGGGGACCCGCUAUGGCCCCGUGCCCCCCGUCCCCCGCAGCUACUGGGGCUCGGAGCCCGCACCCAUGGCCACGGCCCGGGGCUGGGGAGGAGCCCGGCGCAGCUUGGCCCCCGCUGCCCCCAGCGUGGCACACGUGGCCUUCAAGUUCCCAAGCGUGGAGGCUGAGGAGAGGAAAGCCAAGGAGAAGAUCCCCGCGCAUGGGCAUGUCCCGCGUGGGGCCAUCGGCGGGGAGGCUGCUCCUGCACGAGCUCGGGGGGCCUCAGCAUCCAUCCUGCCUCUUGGAUGGAGGGGGGGGGGGAUGUGCUUUUCCCCUCUGAGAGCUCUCCUGCCUGCAGGCUCCCAGGCGCGAGUGCUGCACCUGGAUCCCAGCUCCUCUGACCCUGGGAAGGAGACGGGGACAAGGACUGACCUCGCAGAGGUCCCCAAGGAGCCGGGUGCUGCGGCAGCGCCGGUGUCCAGCGAGGCACUGAGGGCCCGCAGUGAGGCCGUGGUGUGCGGCAUCUGCAUGGACCGGGUGUACGAGAAGCUGCUUCCAGAGGAGCGGCUCUUCGGGAUCCUCCCCAACUGCAGCCAUGCGUACUGCCUGGGCUGCAUCCGCAAGUGGCGCCGCAGCCGCGACUUCCAGAGCACCGUCAUCAAGGCCUGCCCAGAAUGCCGCAUCACCUCCAGUUACUACAUCCCCCACAAAUACUGGGUCUCGGAGGGGGCUGAGAAGGAGAAGCUCAUCAAGGCCUUCAAGGCACGGACAGGGAAAAUCAGGUGCAAGUUCUUUGCCCAGAACCGCGGGUGCUGCCCAUUCAAGUCAGACUGCAUCUACCUGCACGAGCUGCCUGCCCGCCCGCCACCCCCACACAGGCAGCAGCACCCGAGGGGCUCCAGGCUGGGGUUCAUCCUAUCUCCUAUGCUGCAGGAGCCUUCUUUGCAGAGCUCUGACGAGGAAGACGAGGAGCUCUGCGUGCUGGAGUGGGCUCUCAGCCUGGCCAUGCUGGAGGCAGACUUCCGAUACUCCAGAUACAGCCACGAGAUGCUCCUGGUGGAAUUCAGUGACUCUGACUGAAGCCAUGGGGUGCCGCACAUGGGGUGCCCCACUGUUGGUGGCAAGGGAAUGUCCUCUGGGAGGGGGGAAGCAUCAGCUUUUGAUGUGUUGGGCUGCUUCCAACACUGAUUUGGGGUGCUGCACCCUGGAUGGGGUGGGAUGGGGAAAUCACCCCCGUGUUGAUGGACCCUCAGCAGGUCCCACAUCCCAUGGGAAGCCAGGGGGUGAUGGAGCUGGGGGGUUCUCAGUGCAACGGGCACAGACCCCCCCCUUCUCCUGCCCUCACCUUGGUGGUG